GCCAACGAAUACAGUCGGCGGGAUAUGUGCUACUUGAUGUACUGAUCACAUUAGUUGUACCGAGCUACCUGCACGCAUAUAUUCCGCCAUAAUAAGCACUCAGGACCGCAUGGUCGCGGAGGGACAGUCUGUCGUUAGGGCCACCCCCCUGCAAGCCCCCACUAGCAACAGCAAUGUAGCAUUUGUGACCCGAACUGGCGAUGACACGACGAAACGGGCCGCGACUGUGCCUGGCUUCAAAGAUGAGACGGCGCUAGAAGCGUUGCCUCUGGACAAUACGCCCUGCACUCUGAAAGGUCUCUCCGGCGGAUUUGCAGCUGGUUUGCUGGGAUACGUCUUUGGCUUCGUGCCCAGUAUGCUGCGGAAUCGCAGCCUCAAGUCGAUUCACAUUUGGGGUGGCGACGGCAUGUCCAGCUUCAAGGCGUUCUUCGUGAUGAGCGGCGUCUACACGACGGUGCAGUGCAUCAGUGAGCGCAUCCGGCAGCAGGACGACGGCCUGAACCGCAUCAUCGCAGGCGGGGUGUCGGGUGUCGCGGUGGCCUGGAAGUCGGGGCUGUGGGGCGCGCUGCAAUCGGGCCUGCUGCUGGCCGCCGUGUCCUGGGUCUUUGACUUUGGCACGGGCGCCGCCAAGGCCUCCAGCAUCGGUGGUCGCAGCACCACCGGGAGCUGCGCUGCGGGCAGCAGCGGCUGCAGCGUGGCUUCCGUGGGUCAGCUGCUGAGCGUCAGCCACGGCGCGGACGGCCCUGGGUCGGAGGCGCGCGGCAGCCGGCCGCUGCACGUGACGCUGGGGGCGGGAUACGGCGGCGCGGGGCGGCGGCACGGACAAGCGGGCGGCUGGGCGUUGCUGCGGCGACCGGAGGAGGUGCUGCGGACACCGGUGGUGAUGUGGCUGGGCCCCAUUGCGAACCGCGCGUACUUUGCGCCACCGGCUAUGCAGCUUAGCAGCUGAGUGGCGCAGCACGGCAGCUAAGGGGCAGAAGGCGCAACGGCAGACGGUGAUGCUGGUAGCAUCUGCCGUCUGGGGUAGGAGGUGCGGCUAGGUUGUUCUACCCACCAGCUCGUUCGUUGGGCGGGCGCUCGCAGUUGGUGGUGGCGACGAUGCCACGCGGCGGGUUGUAUUAUUCUUCCACAAUGUAGUACGGUUUGAGUGCAUUUGUCCAAUGUUUGUGUGCGCGUUUGAGGUGUGUUGUGGACGGUAUCACCAGGAGGGGCGUGGCGCGAGGCCUUGGCUCGGCUGCCAGGCGAUCUGCUCUGACGUGCGGCAUGCAGCCGCCGUCAAGGCCGCACAAGGAGGCGUGAGGAAUAAUGCCACGAGAGAGAUUAGCUGUUGUGCUAGGUCAACAGGGCUUCAACAGCAGCAUCGCGCUUACCUUGAGUCAUGCGAAGCCGCGACUUUUGGCGACAUGGCGCAGGGCGGUGUGAGGGAGGCAAUAUGCACUUGCUGCAUAGCCGGCGGGAUUGAACACUGGAGCGACAUUCGCUUUUGCCGUCCGAUUACAGCUUCACCAGGAGUCGGACACGCACGAAGUUAGGUUGUGGGCUUUUGCCCCCAAGUCGUGUAGUAAAUCUGCAGGCUGAGUGCGAGUAUGUUGUCGCUCGCAGCCCAGCCGCCCAGAGGAAGAGCAGGCAACUGCGGGGAGUUAGUGGGCACCCGAUGCAACAGAGAUGCAACAGAGAUGCAGUGGACAGGCGGCGCAGGCAGACAUGCGCGUGGAGGACCAAGGUACUGCAGAUUGCCAUUCGAUUCUUUGUUGUUGGUCGCGUAAACGAUAUGUGAGAUGUAUGGAAGAGCGGUGGAAAUGACGGGUUGACGGGUUGAAGCAUGAGAGUUUGGCAUGUGUACAGGUACCGAGGGUGUUUGACGAAAGUACAAGUGGGGAGAUGGCGCUGUGUAAAGAUGAGCGAGC
Messenger RNA from Chlamydomonas reinhardtii, 1907 nucleotides. RefSeq lists its product as uncharacterized. Gene Ontology annotation, biological process: protein insertion into mitochondrial inner membrane. The coding region runs from base 110 to 949 and encodes 279 amino acids. Gene Ontology annotation, molecular function: transmembrane protein transporter activity. The record is from RefSeq and is a predicted model, not a curated record. Lineage: Eukaryota; Viridiplantae; Chlorophyta; Chlorophyceae; Chlamydomonadales; Chlamydomonadaceae. Gene Ontology annotation, cellular component: TIM22 mitochondrial import inner membrane insertion complex. The transcript is spliced from 2 exons.